AUGCCUGCGGGACUGAUGCAGGCAGUGGCCCUGCCGCCGCUGGUUGCGACGAAUCCCAAGCAGCCCCCAGACGAAGAAGCAGCUUCCAAGGAUGACUCUACCCCUUCCAAGCCCGUUGUGGGAGUCAUCUCUCCGCCAAUCGAGAUUAGGAAUGUUGUGGACAAGACCGCCAGCUUUGUAGCCAGAAACGGUCCUCAAUUCGAAGCUCAGAUAUUACGGAAUGAAAUCAACAACGUCAAAUUCAACUUCCUUGAUCCUAAGGACCCGUACCAUGUCUACUACCGGCACAAAGUCAGCGAGUUUAGGGACAGAAAGGUUCUGGAGCCCGUGGAUGCCAUCCCCAAGGUCAUGCAGCAACAGCUACCCCAGAUGGUCCAAGCCCAGGUGAUCCAGGAGACCACUGUACCCAAGGAACCUCCUCCUGAGUUUGAGUUCCUGACCGACCCCCCCUCCCUCUUGGCCUUGGACCUGGAUGUGGUGAAGCUGACUGCUCAGUUUGUGGCCUGCAAAGGGCACCAGUUCCUGAUCCAGCUCAUGCACUUCCUGCGGCCCCAGCACAGUCUCUUCAACUACUUCACUAAGCUAGUGGAACAGUACACCAAAAUCCUGAUUCCACCCAAAGGCUUAUUGGCAAAACUCAAGACAGAGGCAGAGAACCCCAGAGAAGUUUUCAAUCAGGUGUGGCACCGUGUGGAGUGGGCCAAGAAGAAGGAAGAAGAGGAGAAAGAGAAGGAUCUGGUGGCAUAUGUGCAGAUUGACUGGCAUGACUUUGUGGUGGUGGAAACUGUGAAUUUCCAGCCCAAUGAACAAGGACACUUCCUACCUCCCAUCACUCCAGAGGAGCUGGGUGCCCAAAUCCUAAUUCAAGAGAACUGGGAGAUGUUUGGGGAAAGUGAGGAAGUGGAAAUGGGAGUAGAGUCUGAUGAUGAAGACAAGAAGCAGGAGAAGACAGAGGAGCCUCCGUCCCAGCUGGACCAGGACACCCAAGUACAGGAUAUGGAUGAGGGUUCUGAUGAUGAAGAGGAGGGCCAGAAAGUCCCCUCUCCUCCAAAGACACCCAGGCCUCCACCAUUCCCACCAACUCCAGAUCAGGUCAUUAUCCGUAAAGACUAUGACCCCAAAGCUUCCAAGCCCCUGUCUUCAGCUCCAGCUCUGAAUGACUACCUCGUGUCCCCCAUCACUGGGGAGAAGAUCCCAGCCAGCAAGAUACAGGAACACAUUCACAUCAGAUUGCUGGAACCACGCUGGUUGGGACAAAAGGACUGCUUGAUCUGGGAAAAGCAGAGUGCUGAUGAGGUCUAUGCCCCAGGUCUGCAUAUCCAGAGCAGCCUGAAGCAGCUCGCCGAACGGCGUACUGAUAUCUUUGGCAUGGAGGAGACGACCAUUGGUAAGAAGAUCAGUGAGAAGAAGACCCAGAAGCCAGAGGAAAAGGUGACCUGGGAUGGUCACUCUGGCAGCACGGCUUUUACCCAGCAGACAGCCCAAGCCAAUACUGUCCAAGAGCAAAAUGAACCAAUCCGCAAGGCCAAAAGCCUCAUGCCAGAAGAUGACAGCAAGGAAAAGAUUGGCCCUAGCAAACCCAAUGAAAUCCCUCAGCUUCUCCCUCCAUCUUCAGGCACCAACACCCCCACUUCAGCCCUGAGCAGCACCUCCAUGCCCUGCCCUCUCUCUAUGCCAUUGCCAUUCCAAACCACAGUUGUCUCUGCUGUGCCUGUCAUGUCACAACCCCCAUUGGCCUCAGUGGUACACCUGACUCCAGGCUCAGUGAUUGCUCCUAUGCCUCCUAUCAUCCGUGCUCCUCACAUCAAUGUAGUGCCACCCUUUCCUCCACCCAUCAUGGCACCACACCCACCUCCUGUGAUUGUACCAAGAGUAUUUGUACCAGCCCCUCCUGUGGCUCCAAUCCCAGCACCAACCCCAGCGCCUCCUGUCCACCCCCCAUCCAUGGAGGAUGAGCCCACUUCUAAGAAACUAAAGACAGAAGACAGCCUGAUGCCAGAGGAAGAGUUUCUCCAGAGGAGUAAGGGUCCAGUCAACAUCAGGGUUCAAGUCCCUAAUGUGCAGGACAAGACUGAAUGGAAACUGAAUGGGCAGGUGCUGGUCUUCACCCUCCUGCUGUCAGACCCAGUCUCUGUCAUCAAGGGCAAGGUCCAUGAGUGCACUGGCAUACCUACUGGCAAACAAAAGCUGCAGUUCAAGAGCAUAUUCAUCAAAGACUCCAACUCUCUGGCACAUUAUAACAUGGAGAAUGGUUCUGUGAUCCACCUGGCACUCAAGGAAAGAGGUGGGAGGAAGAAAUAG
Trichosurus vulpecula (common brushtail) is the source of this 2301-nucleotide messenger RNA. RefSeq names its product splicing factor 3A subunit 1-like. Gene Ontology annotation, biological process: mRNA cis splicing, via spliceosome; regulation of alternative mRNA splicing, via spliceosome. Lineage: Eukaryota; Metazoa; Chordata; Mammalia; Diprotodontia; Phalangeridae. Gene Ontology annotation, molecular function: RNA binding; protein binding. The record is from RefSeq and is a predicted model, not a curated record. Gene Ontology annotation, cellular component: U2-type prespliceosome; catalytic step 2 spliceosome; U2 snRNP.